This is a messenger RNA of Diaporthe citri, 1278 nucleotides long. RefSeq lists its product as uncharacterized. The transcript is spliced from 2 exons. Lineage: Eukaryota; Fungi; Ascomycota; Sordariomycetes; Diaporthales; Diaporthaceae. The record is from RefSeq and is a predicted model, not a curated record. Bases 1 to 1278 code for a protein of 425 amino acids.
AUGAAGGGUCCGAGGAAGAUUAGCCGUGAGAAGUUUGGCUCCGCUCAAGGAUACUCUCGCGUCACAAAACUGCCACAACAGUCGAGAAACUAUCAGUCUAGGAAGCUCCUCCACAAAUUUCGGAAUCACCCACACUUCCGAUUCGAGACCGUAUUUACUCGAUUCGCAAGCGCCAACAUGUUCAAGCUCUGGACAUGGGAGAUAAUCAACUGCGUUCUUGCUAUCGGAAUGCUUGGAUCAAUGUACGGCAUCCUCCAACGCUAUGACGGCCAACGCAUACCAGACUGGGGCAGCGCUAUCAAUCUGAGCACCUUGAUUGCCUUGAUGGCUACUCUGCUCCGAACGAUGCUAGUCUUUGUGGUAGCGGAGAUCAUUGGCCAGGCAAAGUGGCAAUACUUCGCUUGUAACGGACGACUUACGAAAGACCCACCUAUGCGCCGGCUGAUGGAGGCAAGUCGUUUUAACGAUGCUAGCCAGGGCUCGCUAGGUGCUGUGAAGCUUAUACCAACCAUCACCCGGGAUCCUGCAAUAUUACUGGCGGUCACGGUCAUGGUUAUCUCGCUAGGAACGGGCUCCUUUGCACAACAGGCCAUCCAGACGCAGUCUUGUUAUUUUCCGGUGGACAGCGCCCAUGCAUCUCUCCCAGUCUCUUAUUUUAUCGACCCUUACGCAGUUGGAACAAACAAAGCCGGAGACAGCAAUACUAUUCAGUCCCUUGACGAAUCCAACCUGGCCGCCGCCCUAACAUCUGCCCUCAGCCCGGACAGUGAGGAAAUAGGGUCGCCCAUUUCUGUGAGCGAUUGCGGCGAGGCAUACUGGCUCGCAAGUUUCUUGGCCGAUGACUUGAACGGAACGACGGCCGCAAGUAUCAUCGAGCGAAUCGAGGCGCUCACAGAUCGACUGUCAAACAAGAUGAGAAUGGGCCUCUUUAACAACCCCGAGGCCGUGUUUGGUCAAGUACUCCAGGCAACUGUAUGCUCAAGGAUCGACUACAGCUGGUUGACCUUCCCAGCGGUACUCGUGGCUGUCACCAGCGGUCUACUCGUAUGGACCAUGUUGCGGAGUUCGCGGUGUCGAGGCCGUGAGAUGGUUUGGAAGACAUCACUCCUGCCUUUUCUGUUCUACGGCGAGCGAUUCGUCGUGCAGAAUGGUGACGAUGUGUCGGAUUACUCUGCCGAAGCGUCGCGGAGAGAUGGACCCAACGAGCCGCUUCUAAAUCUGGGCCAGAUGGAAGCGGAGGCAAAGCAACGAGUGGUGCGGUUUGAUGUGUUUGACUAA